UCUCUCUCUCUCUCUCUCUCUCGCAAUAAUGUCAUAACACAGAAAGAAGACAAAGGCCAAAGUGUUCGAGAGCACUUGGCAAUCCUCUGCUCUCACCACCAUCCAACUCUCCCUCCCUCUCUCUCUCUCUCUCUGGCCCGAACCGUUUCGUCACCACAGCGAAGCUGCAAUCGCCGAUUCAGCCGUUCGCGCCGGCGGCGAUCCCAAAUGCGACCUCCUUCGAUCCGCGCCGUCAACAAUCCGCAAAUCCCGCGCAGAUUGGCCAUCUCCACGUGAAUCUCCACCCCUCGGCGUCGCCUGGCUUCCCUUCCCUUCCCUCUUCGGGUGUUCUCUUCUUGUUUGCUUCGGGAUUCGCCUUUUUUUUUUGCGUGCUGCGAAUCGGCGCGAGCUCCCUUGCCUGCUGCGGAUCGAUUCCCCCACGAUGGCUGCGCCCGCGGUUGCGUCGCCGCUCUGCACGUGGCUCGUCGCGGCUUGCAUGUCGGUCUCGUGCGAGGCGGAUGGCGCGGCGAAGAGGUCGACCUCGUGCGGCCUCUCGCGGCGGAGGAGGCGGCGGCUUCCCGUGUCGAAAUGUGGCGGGGGCGGCGCCGGGAGCGCGUCGUCGUUCGGCCUGGUGACCUCUUGCCUGGCCUUUGAGCCUUGCGGUGAGUUUUACAGCUCGCGAGCGGCGUCGUCCUUGGGAUUCUUCGGCGAGAAUGGAUUCGCUUCGCUUUUCGGAUCGAGGAGUCGCCCGAUGAAUCGAAGGCAGAGGCGUCUGAAUCGCGCCUCUGGUUCAGGUGAAGUUAUGGCUGUGGCAUUGCAAGCUGCACCAGAGUUUGUCACGAAGAAGAAACCUGUGACAAAGCAAAGACGUGUAGUUGUGACAGGGAUGGGCGUCGUAACCCCACUUGGUCAUGAUCUGGACACUUUCUAUAACAAUUUGCUUGAAGGUGCUAGUGGCAUAAGUGAGAUAGAGGCCUUCGACUGUUCCCAGUUUCCGACGAGGAUUGCAGGAGAAAUCAAGUCAUUUUCAACUGAUGGUUGGGUAGCACCAAAACUUUCUAAAAGGAUGGAUAAAUUCAUGCUUUACAUGCUUACUGCCGGAAAGAAAGCCUUAGCAGAUGGUGGAAUCACAGAAGAUCUAAUGAAUGAGUUAGACAAAACUAGAUGUGGUGUUCUGAUUGGCUCUGCAAUGGGGGGCAUGAAGGUAUUUAAUGAUGCCAUUGAAGCUUUGAGGAUUUCGUAUAGAAAGAUGAAUCCCUUUUGUGUACCUUUCGCUACUACAAACAUGGGAUCUGCUAUGCUUGCAAUGGAUCUGGGAUGGAUGGGACCUAAUUACUCAAUAUCUACAGCAUGUGCGACAAGCAACUUUUGUAUAAUGAAUGCAGCAAACCAUAUAAUAAGAGGCGAAGCUGAUGUCAUGCUUUGUGGUGGUUCUGAUGCAGCAAUAAUUCCUAUAGGUUUGGGAGGUUUUGUUGCUUGUCGGGCACUAUCGCAAAGGAACAAUGAUCCCACCAAAGCUUCCCGACCAUGGGAUAUGUGUCGUGAUGGAUUUGUCAUGGGAGAAGGAGCUGGUGUGCUGCUCUUAGAGGAAUUAGAGCAUGCUAAGUGGUUUCCUGCUUCUAUUCUCCACUGUUAUGGUGCAACUGGAAAAAGAGAAAGGGGUGCGAAUAUCUAUGCAGAGUUUCUUGGUGGAAGUUUUUCUUGUGAUGCCCAUCACAUAACUGAGCCUCGCCCAGAUGGGGUUGGCAUCAUUAUGUGCAUAGAGAAUGCCUUAUCUCGGGCUGGGGUGUCCAAGGAAGAUGUAAAUUACAUCAAUGCUCAUGCUACAUCCACUAUGGCGGGAGACAUGAUGGAGUACCAAGCUCUCAUUCACUGUUUUGGCCAGAAUGGGGAGUUGAGAGUGAACUCUACAAAGUCUAUGAUCGGUCACCUCCUUGGAGCAGCUGGUGCAGUGGAAGCUGUUGCAGCAGUUCAGGCAAUAAGGACAGGGUGGGUCCAUCCAAAUGUUAACCUGGAAUCACCAGAUGAUGGAGUGGACACGAGCGUGCUGGUCGGUCCAAGAAAGGAGAGAGUGGAUGUCAAGGUUGCCUUAUCUAAUUCAUUCGGUUUUGGUGGCCACAACUCCUCGAUCUUAUUUGCUCCUUACAAAUGAUAUGGCUACUCGAAUUACCUUUGAUAUUUCUAGAGCUACUGCGGGCAAAUGGCAUCUCAUAGACGCGCUACUUCGUGGCUGAUCGCUCGCAUGUGGCCAUGUAUAAUUUGGUCGGUACAGCUGGGGGUGCGAUGCAGCAAGUCUUUACAGAACCAUCUGUAGCAUGAAGGUCGAUACUCGUGAUGCGCUAAUUGCUCAUACUCUUCUGCCAUCAUUUUUCGCUAGAGUUACUCCUUUAGUCAUUGGUGUUAGCCGUAGCGGGCCUUGAUUAUAGCCCCGCUGAACCGCGGGAAGCUUACCUCCAUUAGCGCCGUUGUACAAGUAGAUGGCUCCUCAAAAAAUGUUCCGCCUACCAUUUUCAUUACCGAAUCAGAUACUUAGCCGUUAGUCAAUUUUUACUGUAGUUUCAUGAUGAGCUCGGAACAAA
Molecule: messenger RNA, 2558 nt
Organism: Rhodamnia argentea
Lineage: Eukaryota; Viridiplantae; Streptophyta; Magnoliopsida; Myrtales; Myrtaceae
Product: 3-oxoacyl-[acyl-carrier-protein] synthase II, chloroplastic-like
Exons: 15
Coding region: 422-2131 (569 amino acids)
Biological process (GO): fatty acid biosynthetic process
Cellular component (GO): chloroplast stroma
Molecular function (GO): 3-oxoacyl-[acyl-carrier-protein] synthase activity
Source: RefSeq, a predicted model, not a curated record